This is a messenger RNA of Heterobasidion irregulare TC 32-1, 876 nucleotides long. RefSeq lists its product as uncharacterized. The coding region runs from base 1 to 876 and encodes 291 amino acids. Gene Ontology annotation, biological process: fatty acid beta-oxidation. NCBI's taxonomy places the organism in Eukaryota, Fungi, Basidiomycota, Agaricomycetes, Russulales, Bondarzewiaceae. The record is from RefSeq and is a predicted model, not a curated record. The transcript has 7 exons. Gene Ontology annotation, cellular component: mitochondrion. Gene Ontology annotation, molecular function: enoyl-CoA hydratase activity.
AUGUUAUUCUCGAUCGCCCAUCGCUCCAUAGUAUCUCGAGGCUCGAAAUGGCUUGUCACUCGACGCUUCACCUCCAAUGCUCCAGACAAAGAGAUCUUUCUACGGACUAUUCCCACACAUCCAGGUAUCAGUGCACUGUUGUUCAACCGUCCACAGAGCAAGAAUGCUAUAUCACUCAGGCUGCUCAAGGAACUUACAGAAUGCUUGGAAGAAGCUCACUUUGACAACAACAUCCGCGUUCUUGUUGUUGGCUCCACGACCCCUGGCUCGUUCUGCGCAGGCGCAGAUCUCAUUGAACGGCGCUCCAUGUCCGAGUUACAAGUGAACAAAUUUCUCAAGGACCUCCGGAACGCUCUCAACAGGCUGGAGAACCUCCCAGUCCCGACCAUAGCCGCGAUUGACGGACCGGCGUUAGGAGGGGGGCUGGAGCUAGCUUUGGCUUGCGAUUUGCGUGUAGCAGGACACAGCGUCACUAAAAUUGGACUGCCAGAGACAAAGUUAGGUAUUAUUCCAGGUGCAGGGGGCACGCAGCGCGCAACGCGGCUGCUCGGUCUGUCUAAGGCGAAAGACCUCAUCUUCACCGGACGGUCGCUGGACGCUAAGGAAGCCAAGGAAUGGGGCCUUGUCAACUAUGUAUCGGAUGAGGGAGUGUCUGCGAUCGACCGCUCUUUAAUUUUAGCAAAAGAGAUAUCGGCUAACGCCCCCCUUGCUCUUCGUUCUGCUAAACAAGCUAUUUUCCGUGCCCCUGAACUAGCUCUUGAAUCUGGUCUCGACUUUGAGCGUGCAGUUUACGACCCUUUGUUGAGGAGUAAGGACCGAAUCGAAGCUCUCCAGGCCUUUAGAGAGAAGCGUCCACCGAUUUUUAAAGGAGAAUAG